Liolophura sinensis is the source of this 1293-nucleotide messenger RNA. RefSeq lists its product as uncharacterized. The coding region runs from base 202 to 1293 and encodes 363 amino acids. NCBI's taxonomy places the organism in Eukaryota, Metazoa, Mollusca, Polyplacophora, Chitonida, Chitonidae. The transcript has 4 exons. The record is from RefSeq and is a predicted model, not a curated record.
AAAUAAGCAGAGAUUUAUAUACACCGACUCUAAACAUGUUUUUGCCUUCAUAUUUUAGGUGAGAUUGAGUUACCGGCGUGUACAGUUAGACAGGCUCUCUUCUGCGGCGGGAAUAUCGGGGGUGCCCGAAGAGUAUCUCAGAACUGUUCGUGUUUGCCUCCAUGUGAUCGCACCGAGUACGACAUCCAACUCUCCCACGCCAUGAUGUCGGCUUACUCAGCAGAAAGUGAAGUGCGCAUGCUCCACGACCACAGCGCCCUGCAGCGCGAAUUUCGGACAGCCCGUGACAAAUACCAGAGACUCGACGAAGAAAUUUACCACUAUGACAUCUUCAUUCUCACGAAUCUGUCCGAUGGGCUUCAUUCUAAUUUACACUACAUGAAUAAGCUGAAAAAGGACAUGGACAGCUACGAUAAUGGAUUUGACCAAGACCUGACGAAAAUGAGAGACGCUCUUCAGGCCUUGAAUAACACAGUCCAAGACACAUUCACGCAGUUCGACAAAUCCAGUCACGUGUCUUUCCUGGCUUUUGCAAACCACCUGGAGCCUCCUUUGGAGCAGAUCAUCAAGUACGAACCGAUGGCGGAUAAUUUACAUACAUUAUCACCGGAAGUGAUACGGGCAAAACUAGGGGAGAUUUUACCUAUUCUGGAGCGACUUACCCUGAAGACGUCCAUGUCUGUUCCUGUAACGUCUGAAAUCAUAAAAGGCGUCAACAGUUUCAGGGCAGAAAUAUUGGAUGGAUACGGUCAAGAGUACAAAGAGUUUAAAGACUCGAAAGUGUAUUACGACGUUACGACAAAGGUAUUGUUGAAUUUUACGCACUAUAUCAAAGACACUUUAUGGGAGCAAUACAAAUUCGUGAAAAAUGCUACACAAAAAUCGGACUUCCAGUUCACCCACGUGAAGCGAAAGUUGAACGACUUCUUUAGAGCUAUUCAACAGCUGAAAAACCGAAGCGUGCCGGAUUUGGCAAAUAAUCUUGACGAGUUCUUCAAAGUGUACGUAGACCAUAGGUCGAAGGUCAAAGAGCUGUCUAGUCAGCUCAAUGCUUUAGGGACGGAGUUUUCUGUGGCGUCUGACGUUGUGAAAAAAUCGUCCCAGCAGCUUCGGACGUCACUAGGGGUGUUGCAAAAAUGGUUACACCAGGUGGGAGCUACUGUUACAGGCAUGAAGGAGGGCUACAACAGAAAGGAGUUCUACAAAACGGCCAUGGCAGAAAGGCUUAACAGUGAAACCAUCAAAACGUCUUUAAAAGAAGCAGAGGCCACAUCUCUGGUUCGACGUUUCUAA